AUGGCACGAUUGGUUGAUUUGAAAAAUUCCGAUUUAAAGAGUGAGCUUGAGGAAAGAGAGUGCGACACAGCUGGAAAGAAAGCAGAAUUACAGGAGCGGCUUCGUCUAGCACUGAUUGAGGAAUGUAAGGACCCGGAUAUUUUCAUUUUUACCGGUGCAGGGGAUAUUGGUUUGAUGCUGCAAAACCUUUCGACCAAGUUAGAACACAAGCUGAAGGAAAAUUGUGCCGAUCUUUUAGAAAACUCUACCAAGUUAGAAAAAAGGUUCGUGAAAAAUUAUGCCGAUCUUUUCGAAAACUCAGCCGAGCUAGAAAAAAAGGCUCGUGAAGAAUUGUACCAACAUAGAAGGAAAGCUCUUGGAAAAUUGUGCCGAUCUUUUAGAAAACUCAGCUAA
Acanthoscelides obtectus is the source of this 393-nucleotide messenger RNA. NCBI's taxonomy places the organism in Eukaryota, Metazoa, Arthropoda, Insecta, Coleoptera, Chrysomelidae. The record is from the annotation of a GenBank genome assembly.